Messenger RNA from Osmia lignaria (orchard mason bee), 1242 nucleotides. RefSeq lists its product as uncharacterized. The record is from RefSeq and is a predicted model, not a curated record. Lineage: Eukaryota; Metazoa; Arthropoda; Insecta; Hymenoptera; Megachilidae.
AUGGCCGAACAAGUGAAAGGUUUAAAAAGGCAAUGCGCUUCGAUUAAGUCUCAAACAACUCGUAUUAGAAAUUCGCUUAACGAAUCGUUAGAUACAGCCGCGUUGAAAGUACGGAAAACAAAACUCGAAGAGUUGUAUAACGCGUUUCAGGAGACACAUUUCAAAUUGGAAGCGGUUGACGAAACAGGCGAUUACGAGUCAAAUCUAGUUGAAUUCGAGGAUUCAUACUAUGCGGGCGCGGAAUUGGUUGAACGACUAUUAUCUACACGUGACAGGUGCGCGAGCGUAAAUUCAAAGUCUAAUAAGGGUCAGGUAAAUGGAAAUACAAGGCUACCUCGUAUAGAGUUGCCUAUUUUUAAUGGAAAUCUCCUUGAAUGGCAAAGUUUCUAUGAUUCAUUCAAAUCUAUGGUACACGACAACGAGGAUAUACUAGGCGUUCAAAGGUUUCAUUACCUGAAACGGUCGUUACGCGGAGAAAUAGCUAGCGUCAUCGAUACCCUCAACGCGUCGCACGAAAACUACCUGGUCGCAUGGGCAUUGUUAGAAAAACGAUGUAAUCAACCGCGCAACAUCAUACAAAUGCAUUUGAAAACUUUAUUUGAAUUGCCGACUAUGUCAAAAGAAUGUCCUGUCGCACUACGAUCCUUGAUCACAGCCACGGAAAAACACACUAACGCGUUAAAGGCAUUAAAGGUACCAAUAGAGUCGUGGAACGAAAUUUUAAUAUACAUAAUUACAACGAAAUUAGACAAAGAAACGCGUCGUCAAUGGUACCGUAGUGUGGAUGAUGAUGCCAUGCCGACCUUGAUGGAAUUUUUAGAAUUUUUAUCAAAAUUUGCUCGCGAUGAUGCAAUAACGAACAUAAAUUCACGCGAGAUCACAAAAACACAAACUCCAUCCGUCAAUCGUCAGUUUCCGAAACGUUCUGAAAAGCGUCAAAAUUACGUAGCAACACAAUCAAAAAUCGUGUGUGCAUAUUGCAAAAAGGAUCAUUAUAUACAAACGUGUGAUCAAUUUUUGAAACUUUCUGUGGAGGAUAGAAUUCAAGGCGCACUAUCAGCUAAAGUGUGCAUCAAUUGUCUACGACAGGGUCACGCGUAUAAUAAUUGUUAUUUUAGUAAGUGCAAAAAAUGUCAUAGCAAACACAAUACUUUAUUACAUCGCGAUUUCGACCCAAAUAAGGAUUCAUCGGCAGUAGUACCGUCUACUUCAGACAGCUAUAGUGUCGUCUACGUCAAAUAA